AUGUUUCGCUCUAAUUAUGCUCAACUCGCCCCUUGUUUAAGUGAAAAUGAACAAUCUUUGACCAUGUCUGCAUUGCUUAUGAAGAAAUUAACGAAUUCCAAAGUUGAUACGAAGAAAACUAAGAAUAAACUGAAUAAACGGAGAAGUUUCUCAGAGUUUGUUUGCGAGUUUUCUCACUAUUGGGGUAUGAAACUUUGGGAUUUAUAA
This is a messenger RNA of Clunio marinus, 207 nucleotides long. The record is from the annotation of a GenBank genome assembly. Lineage: Eukaryota; Metazoa; Arthropoda; Insecta; Diptera; Chironomidae.